AAAGAAAUGAAAAUUCAGUAAAAUUUUUUUAUUGAUACCUUAAAGAAAAUAAAAAAUAAUAAAGAAUUUACUGAUUGGGAUUUUUUUUUUCGGUUCGGAAAGAUUACAGUGUAAUCUAAUUUCAUUAUUACACGUACGUAAAAGUGACGACUAAAAUCUUACGUGUCACUUUCAUCUCUUUCUCCCUCUUUCUCCCCCAAUAUAAUCCCUCUCUUUUUCUCUCUCUUCAUUCUCCCCUCUUUCUUCGAACCUCUGUAAGUAAAACCCUAAAUCAAGAACACAAGAUAAUAAAUUAUUAAAAUAUUAUCAUCGUCGUCUCCCUUUUUUGUUCUUCUUUUCACUACACCCAUUUUUUUUUUUUGCAAAAAUCGAUCGAUGCUGCUUCCGUACAAUCAUUCUCCCGCUCCUCCUCCUCCGCCGCCGCUUUGAACUGUUCCCUUCCCGUUUAACAGCUUUGACCCCGCGGGAUUCUUAUUUCUCUUAUUCAUUCAUUUAAUUUUCGUUUUUAGCGUAAUUGUUCCAGAUUGGCCUCAUUUCUAGGGUUUUCGCGCGGGCAUUUGGGGAUUUUUUGUUGGGUUAGUAAGGCUGGCGAUUCUUGCCGGAGGGUGGUUGUUAUUAUAGCUGAAUGGCAGAUGAUCGGCGCCAGCAACUACAAUCGACUGCCUUUACCGCCGCCGUUGGAUCAUUGUCUUCGGAAGUAGUAGUGCUGGUAAUAAAAGGGUUUUGUAAUUGUGAAAAUUUUGGAGUAGGAGUUGCUGCAGAAGAAUGCUGAGUGUGCUUAGAGUGCACCUUCCUUCCGACAUUCCUAUUGUGGGCUGUGAGCUCACUCCUUAUGUUCUCGUUAAGCGUCCUGAUAAGUCCGUUUUCACUGAUGAUAUUCCGGAGUCUUCCCCUCUCGAUGGCCACUUCUUGAGAUAUAAAUGGUAUCGUAUACAAAGUGAUAAAAAGGUUGCUAUCUGCAGUGUUCAUCCAUCUGAACAAGCAACAUUACAGUGCCUUGGGUGUGUCAAAGCGAAAAUACCUGUUUUGAAGAGUUACCAUUGUUCUCCUAAAUGUUUUUCGGAUGCUUGGCAACAUCAUCGCGCGUUGCAUGAACGUGCAGCAAGUGCGGUUAACGAAAAUGGGAAUGAGGAAGAAGAAAUUUUUGGGCGCUUCAAUAGCACGGGUUCUGGUGUAACAAACUUGGCCAGCUCGCAGGCAAAUGCUGCACCUGUGUAUCCCACAACAAUAACACAGAGAGGUGGUGAGACGUGGUUUGAAGUAGGGCGUAACAAAACUUACACGCCGACAGCCGAUGAUAUUGGGCACGUUCUUAAGUUUGAAUGUGUUGUAAUUGAUGCUGAGACGAAACAACAGGUUGGGCAUUCCAGUACGUUGAAUACUUCUCGUGUAAUUCCGGCCCCAUCUCCUACUCCUCGUCGCUUAAUUUCGGUUAGUGGAGUUGAUAUUCCGGGGCAUCUGGAUUUGGAUGGUCGCCUUUCUUCAGUCGGGACUUUUACUGUGCUGUCGUACAAUAUUUUGUCGGACUCGUAUGCUUCGAAUGAUUUAUACACCUACUGUCCUUCUUGGGCACUUUCUUGGACUUACCGGCGGCAGAAUCUUUUACGCGAAAUUGUUGGUUACCAUGCUGAUAUUGUUUGUCUCCAAGAGGUUCAAAGUGAUCAUUUUGAGGAAUUCUUUGCUCCUGAGCUGGACAAACAUGGUUAUCAAGCUCUGUAUAAAAGAAAAACCGCUGAGGUCUUUAAUGGAAAUAUGAAUGCGAUUGAUGGUUGUGCUACUUUCUUCCGCCGAGAUAGAUUUUCACAUGUCAAAAAAUACGAGGUUGAGUUCAACAAAGCAGCUCAAUCAUUGACCGAUGCUGUGGUUCCAAGUGCUCAGAAAAAGACGGCUCUGGGUCGACUAAUAAAGGAUAACAUUGCACUCAUAGUGGUUCUGGAAGCAAAGUUUAAUAACCAGGGACUCCUUGAAAAUCCAGGAAAGCGACAACUUGUUUGUGUGGCUAAUACGCAUGUCAACGUUCAGCAGGAUUUGAAGGAUGUCAAGCUUUGGCAGGUGCACACUUUGUUAAAAGGAUUGGAGAAAAUUGCUGCAAGUGCUGAUAUACCUAUGCUUGUGUGUGGGGAUUUUAAUUCUGUUCCUGGAAGUGCCCCGCAUGCCCUUCUUGCCAUGGGGAAAGUUGAUCCAAUGCAUCAAGAUUUAGCUGUUGACCCUCUCGGAAUCCUUCGCCCCCCCACCAAACUUACACAUCAACUGCCAUUGGUUAGUGCAUACUCGUCGUUUGCUAGAAUCGGGGCUGGUCUCGGUUUGGAGCAACAAAGGAGGAGAAUGGAUCCUACCACAAAUGAACCUUUAUUUACAAACUGCACCCGGGAUUUCAUUGGAACAAACGAUUAUAUAUUCUAUUCGGCGGACUCGUUAACCGUGGAAUCUCUGUUGGAACUCUUGGAUGAGGAUAGUUUGAGAAAAGAUACCGCACUUCCUUCUCCAGAGUGGUCCUCUGAUCAUAUAGCACUUGUAGCUGAAUUCCGUUGCAAGCCUAGAACAAGACGCUGACAUUUGGUAGGCUACUACACUUUUUAUCUCUCAUCUAUCCUCUUCUGAUCAACAUUUUUUAAAUCUUGGUAGACAGAAGACUUGGAUAAUGCUCUUAAGAUGGAUUAUACUUGUAUUUAUGGCUUAAAUGAAUGCUGGCAAAAUACAUUCUUCAGUUGUGUGUAUGGUUUUGUUUUGAAUGAUUUGGAUCUUAGAGUUGUAGGAUAAGUAUUCCAACAUUGCAGUUCUGAUAGCUAUUCUCCGGAGUUCACAUGUGUAUUAAUUUUCAAGCACGUUAUUCUUUAUACCAUUGCAGAUCUGAUGACUUUGCUCCAGUGUUCGCAUAAGUAUUGGUUUUCAUGCACGUUAUUCUUAGUCAAAAGUUAGGACUCCCUUUCUCUCUGACACUGGGUAUUCAUGUUGUGAUUUGUAUGGUCUCUUAUUUGCCUAAAAUUGUGGUCAAUUGCAGGUGUUUUUUUGGUGGAGGGAUAUCAGAAAUAGAAACAAAGACAGUCAAUUUGUAAGAAUAGUAGAAUGAUGUGGCUUUACUGUUGUUUUCCAUUAGGUUAUCAUCCCCUGAGUGAGGGUCCUUAGUCUUAUGUUCUUUGUAUCAUCACGCAAUCUUUGUCCUUAUAGUGAAAUCAAUUCUCAUGUCGUAAUAGAGACCUUUUUUUAUAUAUAUUUUUAUUUUUGUUUUUAAAAUAGAAAUAGAAUUUCGAAUACAAUCCAUUAUAGUGCAACACUGCCAGCCUUUUUUCCCUUGUGUUUUCUGGAUUUCUUCGUAUUGGUUAGGUACAUUGUGCAUCUUUCGACACUUGCCGGGAAAGAUUCAUUGAAUUGGCAAGUGAUUGGGAAGUAUGCUUUAUGCAUACUUUCCGUGAUAACCUCUGCGCUGACGCUCUUGCAAAAGAGGCUUUAGGAAUCUCGUAAGGGGCAUAUAUUUUUUUUGAUCCUUCCUUUAUUUCUAUGUUCAUGGAGAACGACCUCUUAGGUUACCC
This is a messenger RNA of Oldenlandia corymbosa var. corymbosa, 3530 nucleotides long. The record is from the annotation of a GenBank genome assembly. NCBI's taxonomy places the organism in Eukaryota, Viridiplantae, Streptophyta, Magnoliopsida, Gentianales, Rubiaceae.